AUGGCACCGCGUGGUUCAACAAAUCCCGCUCCUAGGACCGAAUCAGCGCGGUCUGCGCUCAGCUCCUUCACCUGCACCCUCUGCAACAAAUCCUACUCGCGUCAUCCAGAAUAUGAAGCGCAUAUCGGGUCAUAUGACCAUCAACAUAGAAAGCGCUUGCAAGAUCUCAAACAGUUGACACGUGAUCCAAAUGCUGUCGAGAAGAACCGCCGGGCAGAACGUAAAGCCGAUGCACAGGCCGGUCUGAAAGUCAUCGAGACCCCCGGACACAAUGUCGCACCAAGUGGUAAAAGCGCGGGUUUCAAGAAGGGAGGUUUCAAAAGCUCAUUCGCUGCUGUCAAGGGAACGGUGGUCACUUCAGCCCCAGUCAAGAAGAACGUUCUCGGAGAUGACGAGGAAGACAAUAGCCCAAAACCUCAAAAUGAUGAUUCAUCAGAGGUAGGAAGGCCCGGAAAGGCUGAAUCUGUGGAUAUGGAAAGUGAUACCGACGAGGAAUAUGGCCCAGAAGGACAAUAUGAUCCUCACCGGCCAACGGACUGCUUCGCUGGGUGUGCUGCCCAGGAGGUCUGA
Molecule: messenger RNA, 570 nt
Organism: Penicillium coprophilum
Lineage: Eukaryota; Fungi; Ascomycota; Eurotiomycetes; Eurotiales; Aspergillaceae
Product: putative C2H2 finger domain protein
Exons: 3
Coding region: 1-570 (189 amino acids)
Source: RefSeq, a predicted model, not a curated record